This is a messenger RNA of Astrephomene gubernaculifera, 2100 nucleotides long. NCBI's taxonomy places the organism in Eukaryota, Viridiplantae, Chlorophyta, Chlorophyceae, Chlamydomonadales, Astrephomenaceae. The record is from the annotation of a GenBank genome assembly.
CACAUAACCAAAGGGCUGUAGCCCCGCUCUGUCCUGUCCAGUUGCUUUAGGAGCUAAUUGUAACUGUUCUGAUACGGUGUCCCAAACAACAUUGGAAAACACUUUCGUUCCAUUGAUUGCUUAUCAUUUCGACAAGGUUACAAUAUUGUACAAAGCAGGCCUGCAAAGCCUCGCUUAGAUGGCUACGCCUCACUGGCUGUUGGCCUUGGCUAUCUCAUGGGUGUUAGCAAACGUCCAUGCUGUGCAAGAGGAGAAGCUUAUUGGCUGGAAGGGCGAGACGUACAACGUGGAGGCUAUGUGGGACCCCUUGAAGCAAAAGCCCAUGGAUGACAUCCCACUCCCAGCUUCUAAAUCCUGGAUUGAGCACGUGGCCUGGCAGCCGCGUGUGUUCAUCUAUCACAACUUCAUAACCGACAUGGAGGCCGAGCACCUCAUAGAGCUAGCAGCGCCGCAGAUGAAGCGGUCCACGGUGGUGGGUGCGGGCGGCAAGAGCGUGGAGGACAAUUACCGUACGAGCUAUGGCACCUUCCUCAAACGGUACCAAGAUGCGGUGCUGGAGCGUAUUGAAAACCGAGUGGCCGCCUGGACACAGAUCCCCGUAGAGCAUCAGGAGGAUAUGCAGAUCCUGCGGUACGGCCUUGGCCAGCAGUACAAGGUGCACUCGGACACGCUGCGGGACGAGCAGGCGGGCUUGCGGGUGGCAACGGUGCUCAUCUACCUGAAUGAGCCCGAGGCGGGCGGCGAGACGGCCUUCCCCACCAGCCGCUGGGUGCACCCCUCCCUAACGCAGAGGCUGGGAGCCAACUUCUCCGAUUGUGCUCGAGGUCACGUGGCCUUCGCGCCCAAGCGAGGUGACGCGCUGCUGUUCUGGAGCAUCAACCCAGACGGCAGCUCGGAGGACACACAUGCGGCACACACCGGCUGCCCCGUACUGGCAGGUGUCAAAUGGACGGCGACCAAGUGGAUCCACGCGCGGCCCUUCCGGCCGGAGGAGAUGCAGCUGCCGUCGGGGACGCCGCGGGAGCCCUACGUGCGCGACCCAGGGGUCUGUUACGACGAGCGACGCGAGUGCGCGCAAUGGGCGGCGCGAGGCGACUGUGAGAAGAACUACGACUUCAUGGUGGUGAGCUCGGUGGCGCCUGGCGCCUGUCGCAAGUCCUGUGGCGCGUGCCGGGUGUGCGAGGGUGACCCACGGGUCGAUGACGAGUGCUACCAGGAGAACCGCCGUCGGGUGGGCUUCCUGCAGUACAAUGCCUCUGAGUUGGCGCCCUUUAGGGACAUGGUGUGAGGUGGGUAGGAGGUGUUUGUAGGAGGUGCUUUGAGGAGGUGCAACUGUCCGAGUCGGUGGUGGUGUAAUAGCAGCCGCAGGAACCGCUGGCUGGCUGUUUUACGGCUAAAGUGUAGAUGUUUAUGGCGAUGUGGGCGCUUAUGGGGGCUGCUGCUGCUGCUGUCUUGUCACACACCAGGCUUCCACGUGUACCGGCAAUCUGAAUAGCUACGCUGUGGCUGCUAUAGCCUUAUGGCUGUACGAAGGGGGCUGCGUGUAGGUAUUAGUACGACAAAUAGCCAGAUGUGACGAAGGAAUCAAUGUGUGCAUUGCACAUGGCUCCUCGCAAAGGGCCGCAAGGCCUAAGGGUUGUUAAGGCGGUUAAGGUGAGCUUACGGCGCUCUAUGGGCUCGACGAGCAGGAGCGGGAAGGAAGGAGCGAGGAGGGGCGACUGAGAGGGUGUACGACAGCCUUCUAAGGAACGGAAGUCGGGGAGCGGUGCUAAUGGUUGGGAGGUAGGGUCUCCUCCUGCUUGGAAUACUAAGCGCCAACGAACCUGCUGGUCCUGUUGACUAGUCUUUCUUGCGCUGUCGGUAAGGAGAUUGGUAAAGCCCGGCAGGAUGGUUUGGUCGGGAGGCUCGCCCGGCGGCAUGGCCUAGAACAAUUGAUUAGAUGGCGAGUGUUGAAACAUUGUAUAGUCCGUGGCACCACGUUCCACCGGGACGUCCGGGAGCUUAGGACGGAGUGCCCUGCUGUACCGUAGGUCCGUAGGGGGAUUCCCCGGCCGGCCGUCAGGGCCAUGGAUCCAGGGCCAUGCUGGGCUUAUACGACAA